Ananas comosus (pineapple) is the source of this 1284-nucleotide messenger RNA. Its product is annotated as coatomer subunit epsilon-1. Gene Ontology annotation, molecular function: protein binding; structural molecule activity. Gene Ontology annotation, biological process: retrograde vesicle-mediated transport, Golgi to endoplasmic reticulum; endoplasmic reticulum to Golgi vesicle-mediated transport; intra-Golgi vesicle-mediated transport. Lineage: Eukaryota; Viridiplantae; Streptophyta; Magnoliopsida; Poales; Bromeliaceae. The coding region runs from base 67 to 936 and encodes 289 amino acids. The record is from RefSeq and is a predicted model, not a curated record. The transcript is spliced from 7 exons. Gene Ontology annotation, cellular component: COPI vesicle coat.
UCUCUCUCUCUCUCUCUCUCUCUCUGCGUUCUCGGGAGCUCUCUCUUCGUUCUCGAGAGCUCGGCAAUGGCGUCGUCGUCCCCGGACCUCCUCUUCGGCCUUCGCAAUAGCUUCUACCUCGGCGCCUACCAAGGCGCGAUCAACAACAGCGACAUCCCCAACCUCGGCCCUGACGACGCCAUCGAGCGCGACUCCAUCGUCUACCGCUCCUACAUAGCCCUCGGAUCCUACCAGCUCGUGAUCAGCGAGAUCGACUCGUCCGCGCCCACCGCGCUUCAGGCCGUGAAGCUUCUCGCGCUCUACUUCGCCGGAGACAAGGAAGCUGCAAUUUCUGGUCUCCAAGAGUACUUGAGUGAUUCGGCCAUAGGAAACAAUCCUGUUCUGCGACUAAUUGCAGGGAUUAUAUAUAUGCAUGAGCAAGACUACAAUGAGGCUCUCAAGCAUACCAAUUCUGGAGGAACUAUGGAAUUGCAUGCAUUGAAUGUACAAAUUUACAUUAAGAUGUAUCGGUCAGACUAUGCAGAGAAACAACUUAAGGUCAUGCAACAAAUUGAUGAAGACCAUACACUGACUCAACUUGCAAAUGCAUGGCUAGACCUAGCUGUGGGUGGAUCUAAGAUACAGGAAGCAUAUCUUAUCUUCGAAGACUUCUCUGAAAAGUAUCAGAUGACUGGGAUGAUACUCAAUGGGAAGGCAGUUUGCUGUAUGCACAUGGGGCGAUUUGAUGAAGCUGAAACUCUAUUGCUUGAAGCGCUAAACAAAGAUGCGAAAGAUGCAGAAACUCUCGCGAACCUAAUUGUGUGCAGUCUCCACCUUGGCAAAUCCUCAUCUCGAUACUUCAACCAGCUGAAGCUGUCGCAUCCCGAUCAUACGCUCGUCAAGCGUGCCGCCUCUGCCGAAGAUAGCUUUGACAGAGCUCUUCAAGCUGUCGCAUAAAGCCUUUGUUAUUUCAGCUCCUCAAGGGGAUGCAACAUAGCUUCUGCUUUUUUAAUGCACCAUUUUGAAUCCGCCUUACACUGUUGCUUUCUUAAUCAUGUCGCGUAAUGUUACAUUGAAUUGAAAAGAUGUAGUCUGUUUGUCCUUUUCGACAUUUCUUAUGCCUUUGUUAGAUCAUUAUGUCCAAGUCAUGGAGCUUAAAGUGUUUUUUUUUUUUUUCCUGUAUUAGAAAAUUAUCCCCCUUUUUUAAUGAGUCUCUCUGAAAAUUGUAUUCUUUGUAAUCCGUCACUGCUGCUGCUGAUCAAGGUAGCUGUAAGUUGGCCUAUAAUUAGUCAUGGUUUGGUCUGA